Messenger RNA from Neocloeon triangulifer, 2394 nucleotides. RefSeq names its product PC4 and SFRS1-interacting protein-like. Gene Ontology annotation, cellular component: nucleus. The transcript has 9 exons. Bases 249 to 1913 code for a protein of 554 amino acids. Lineage: Eukaryota; Metazoa; Arthropoda; Insecta; Ephemeroptera; Baetidae. The record is from RefSeq and is a predicted model, not a curated record. Gene Ontology annotation, biological process: regulation of transcription by RNA polymerase II. Gene Ontology annotation, molecular function: double-stranded DNA binding; transcription coregulator activity.
AUCAAAACAAAAACAAAGCAGCACCAUUGGCACCACACAUCACCUGAAUUACCUGAAAGCAUUAAACCUGCAUUAAACAUUAAACCAAGCAUAAACUUAAAUUUUUGCAACUUGAGGUUGACAAACCGAAAUAAUUAUACAUAUAUGUAAUGCAGUUUUUAUUUGAAAUUCUAAUUGACGUUGCAAGUCUUGUGUCUUCCUUUUACGACUUUGCUAUCAAUGGUGUGAACUAGCGAAAAAGCUUAAACAUGAUGCGAAAACAAGAACUAAACAGUUUACGGUCCCCUUCUUCACUUGAUUUUGACGUCGAUGUUGGCAGCAAAGUAUUUGCAAAACUCAAAGGUUUUCCGUCAUGGCCUGCAAGGGUUGAAUAUAUUCAUGUAAACAAAACGGACUCUGCUCAAAACAAAUAUGUCGUUAGAUUCUUUGGGACACAUCAAGUAGCCACCGUGAAAGCAUUAAACCUUGCUGAGUUCAGUAAGAUGGUCAGUAUAACUAAAACCUUCAGCAUACGCAAGGGACUUCGGGAAGCUCUGAAGGAGGCCGAAAAGGAACCGGACUUUCCACCAGAAACUGAAAAGAAGCCUAAAGAAAAAGCAGUUGAAAAGAAAAGCACCAGACGUGUGGAUGCAUUAGAAAAUCUUAUUGGAAGAGAUGACGAGAUAAGAGAGAUUCUUAGAAGAAUUGAGCUGACUUCCGGGGAGAUCUCGGAGGAUUCCUGCGAAGAAUUUUCAGACAAGGAUGAAUGUGAAGAUAGCAGCUCCGAAGAGGAAAGUAAUGAGGUCCUGUUAAUGGAAUUAGUUCGAACCUGUGCAGAACGCUACAAAUUGCCUGAUGCUCUUGAAAAGCUGAAAGAACAAUUGGACGCCAAAGUUAACAAAAUACACAAUGUUUGGUCUCAAGAACAGCUGGAGGAACUCAUCAGGAAGGAGCAAAGCAAAAUUCCAGCAAAGGAAAAGAAAAGAGUCUCAAUUGGAAAUGAGAAAGAGAAGAAAAAAGAAAAACGGACAUUGAAAUCAGGCAAGGUUGUUAAAAAGAGGGCGGCAAAGGAAUCCAAAUUGGUAGUCACAAAGGCGAAACUUAACCAAGUUAACCGUGAAGAAGGACAAAGUCAACUUGUUGAAUGCAACGUCCCAAUUAUUAAAACUGAACCAGCCUUUGAAUCGGAAGAGGUCGAAAACUCGCUGCCCCAAAUCGAAGAUCCAGACGAUCCAACGCAAAAAGUUUAUUUCACCAAAUACUACUCAAAUAAGGAUAUUAGCAGGAUGAAGAAAAUACUUAAGAUUGCCGAUAAUCCCUACUUCAGUUACAUCCUAAAACUGAUUGCCAAAUACUCGCCAGAGUACCUCAAGAAAAAGUAUGAAAAAACAGAAGAGGCUUUCAUCCAAAUGUCUUGGCAAAUUGCUCAACUGAUGCAGUUGAGCAACGAAGAACACAAAACAAAAGAGGUAAUCGAACUCCUCAAGAAAAUGAUACAACUGGACAUCUACAAGAUCAUGCUUUAUAAAAAUACUAGAGAGAUGAUGAUCAUAUUCAUGCUGACCAAAUACGUUGGUCAUCCAAAGAGGCAUCUUCUUCCUGAGAAACAAUUAGCCGAGAUAGAAACUGAUGCAGAGGAUAUUAGGAACUUGGCUUCCCUUAUUUUUGACAAAUUUAAGAGAGCGAUUUUAGACCUUCCUCCUGGGACCAGUUGCCUGAUCAAAGGCCUUGCAUCUGAAAUGAACCACAGAAUUUAUGAAAUCAUCCGAGAGAAGCAAAACAUUGUCGAAGAGCUUGUUAAAAUAAAUAACGACCAGAUUUUGCAGCUCCAUCAAGAGACACAUGCAAUCUACAUGACAGAAACAGAAUACUACCGUUGGUUGGAUCUGAAAUCAGAGCAGCUGGCUAAACACGGGAUAGACGGAUCAAAAUAGCUGAUCGGCAAGGCAGUUGCAUGAGCAAGACAAAUUACGGGACGCUUUUUAUUUUAUAUUUAAAUCAAUCAAAAGUCGCAUCUUUAAAGUUUUAAAAUUAUUGUUCAAUGCUAAAAACAAGCAGAAUACAGGUAUAAUGCAUUUUUCCAGGAAUGCAUAGUAAAUAUGUUAAACGUCCAAUGUUAAACCGGCCAAAAUAUUAAAAAAUAAGUGUGAUUGUUCAAAGAGCUAUGUUAAAUUGUGACACACUUGUGAGGAGUUUGUUUAUUCCAAAAGUAUUAUAUUUUUAGCCAAAUCAAUUUUAAUGGGAGAUAUUAUAAAUAUUUUAUCAAUUAAGUCGUAUUGAUCCAAUAGUUAUUUCAAAUUUCCGCAAAUUUCCUUUGUAGAGAGAGGGAUAUGUACUUUUCCGUUGACCAUAAUUUUUAAUAUUUGAUUUUUGUAAUUCAUUUUUUUUUAUUACUAAAUAAAGAGCCACAAAUUU